This is a messenger RNA of Aspergillus nidulans FGSC A4, 3389 nucleotides long. It is a transcript of the gene ireA, whose product is annotated as bifunctional endoribonuclease/protein kinase IRE1. Gene Ontology annotation, biological process: endoplasmic reticulum unfolded protein response; fungal-type cell wall organization; mRNA processing. Bases 1 to 3366 code for a protein of 1121 amino acids. The transcript is spliced from 3 exons. Gene Ontology annotation, molecular function: ATP binding; RNA nuclease activity; protein kinase activity. Gene Ontology annotation, cellular component: membrane. The record is from RefSeq and is a predicted model, not a curated record. NCBI's taxonomy places the organism in Eukaryota, Fungi, Ascomycota, Eurotiomycetes, Eurotiales, Aspergillaceae.
AUGCGGUGGCGGCUGCCUGGUGCCCGGUCGACCCUACCCGCCAGCGUCGCACUCCUCCUCCUCCCAGUUCUUGUUGCUCCGCAGCAGCUGCAGGAACAGCCUCUUCACGAUGUCCCCGUUCCGUCCGCUGUUUCCGUCCCUCUAAGGCCGACGGCUCACGUUCCCGCAAACGCAAACGCUAACCCUUCCCCUCCCGCGUUGAACGUGAAAUCCAACGAUGCGAGCGCCCUAGCAACCCUGGCUCUGGCGGGCUCUGGCCGCGCCGUUCGAGCCCCUCCCAUCCAGGCCAGUAGCAGCAGUGCCUCUGCUGGUCUGGCUCCGCAGCUGCAUGCGCGGUCCUUGCAGGACUGGGAGGUUGAGGACUUUGUUCUGCUGGCGACCGUCGAUGGUACCAUUCACGCUCGAGACCGCAAGACCGGAGCUCCCCGCUGGGCCCUCGAGGUCCCGAGUAGCCCGAUGGUCGAGAGUUAUUACCAUCGAGCGAAUCGCUCGAGCUUCGACGAGGCCAAGCCAGAGGAUGACUUCAUCUGGAUCGUCGAACCGAGCCAGGAUGGCAGUCUCUAUAUAUUCAGUCCGGACCCGAAUGCCGGGUUGCAGCAGCUUGGGCUGACUGUGAAGGAGCUUGUUGAUGAGACGCCGUAUUCUGGGACCGAGCCGGCAGUUACAUAUACCGCCCGAAAGGAGACCACUCUUUAUACUAUCGAUGCGAGGACUGGUUCUAUACUGCGGGUAUUUAGCUCUAGAGGUCCGAUGCCCUCCGCACCGGAGUGCCGCAAGGUCGACGACUUCGAUGCCGAUGUGGAUGAGGAAUGCGAGUCUCCGUCUGGGACUCUAGUGUUGGGUCGUGUUGAGUACGCUGUGGCCAUCCAGAACACUGAAACCGGUGAUCCAAUUUGUACUCUGAAGUACUCCGAAUGGACCACCAAUAACCGUGACGUUGAUCUACAGAGUCAGUACUUUCGUACGAUGGAUCAAAGUCAUAUCUAUAGUAUGCAUGACGGGGUCGUUUUGGGAUUUGAUCAUUCCCACAUCGAGCGACCUCGCUACACGCAGCGGUUUUCCUCGCCUGUGGUGCGGGUGUUCGAUGUUGCUCGCCCGGUCAACAUUGACAACCCGGAAGCCCCGAAACCGCUUAUCCUUCUCUCUCAGCCUCUACAGCCUCCAGAUCCGGAUUAUGGCUCUCUCGAUGACCGCAAUGAUCUUGUCUUCAUCGACUACACUGAAGGCGGUGGUUGGUAUGCCAUGUCCGAGGAGACCUAUCCACUCGUUACUGGCCGCGCCAAGAUGGCCCAAUACUACGAGAAAGACUACUUCCGCCAUGGACAGCCGCUUAUGAGCCUGACACCAGAGCAACAGCGGGACGCACUUGCUGGUGUUCACGCUCUAAACUCCCCUCGUAUCCCUCGCCGUCAGAUUCCCAGCAUAUCUGGAUCAUCGUCCGCAGAGUUCUCAAACGGCACCCCUAGGGAGAUCAUUCGUAGCCCGUCCGAGCUAGCUCUACCACCGGCGCUUCGCCAUAGUACCAUUAUCCGCAAAAGUUGGGAUAAUGCCGCUGAUAUUGUCGUUAUGCUUAUCUUGCUCUUCUUCGCGCCCUUGUCUACUCCGUCAACGCCAAUUGUUAGCGGAUCUAUGAAACGAGAGUCAAGCACUGUCCGUGCAGUCAACGAUGUGACAGUCGACAUCAAAGUAGAUGGGCCGCCAGUUGACGGUGAGAUGACACCAAAGCCAGACAGGACACGAGACUCCGUCGAGCCUGAUGCCACCCCCCGAGUCCGUAUCCGUGAACCAUCACGCGGCCCAGAUGACGACAAAGACGUUGAAGAGCUCUCAUUGCAGGAUGGCGAGAAGAAGAAGAAGACGCGCAAACGUGGCAGCCGCGGAGGCAAGAGUCAUAGACGCGGGAAGAAGAAAAUUGAGAGUGAGAAAGAGGAAUCUGAUCACGCCCCUGGCACCUUGCAACCCCCGGCUGGGCCCGAUGCCGGGUUAGCUCUCACCCGCACUGCAUCUAAUGAGGUGUUUGAAGCGGACGGUGUCAUCCAGAUUGGCCGUUUGAAGGUCUUUACGGCUGACGUUCUGGGUCAUGGAAGCCACGGGACAGUUGUUUACCGCGGGUCGUUUGACGGCCGAGACGUCGCGGUCAAACGUAUGCUGGUGGAGUUCUAUGAUAUUGCAUCGCACGAAGUGGGAUUGUUGCAGGAAAGCGAUGAUCAUAACAACGUUAUCCGAUAUUAUUGCCGUGAGCAAGCCAAGGGUUUCUUCUACAUCGCCCUUGAACUGUGUCCGGCUUCUUUGCAGGAUGUGGUAGAACGACCAGACGCGUUCCCGCAGCUAGUCAAUGGUGGCUUGGAUAUGCCGGACGUCUUGCGUCAAAUUGUCGCCGGUGUCCGGUACCUACACUCUCUCAAAAUCGUACACCGUGACUUGAAGCCUCAAAAUAUCCUGGUCGCCGCUCCUCGAGGCCGUAUCGGUUCUCGGGCCAUCCGGCUUCUGAUUUCGGACUUUGGCUUGUGCAAGAAACUUGAGGAUAACCAGAGUUCAUUCAGGGCAACCACGGCCCAUGCUGCUGGUACGUCCGGGUGGAGGGCUCCCGAACUGCUUGUGGAUGACGACAAGAGCCCGGUAAUCCAGGGUUCAGAGUCUCAACAUACGGAGUCAUCUGAGCCGGCGGUCGUCGAUCCCCAGACGAAUCGACGAGCCACCCGAGCCAUUGAUAUCUUCUCCCUGGGAUGUGUCUUCUACUACGUCCUAACUCGAGGAUGUCAUCCUUUUGACAAGAAUGGCAAGUUCAUGCGCGAAGCAAAUAUCGUCAAGGGGAAUUUCAAUCUCGAUGAGUUACAGCGUCUAGGAGAGUAUGCGUUUGAAGCAGACGAUCUUAUCCGAUCAAUGUUGGCACUUGAUCCACGUCAACGCCCCGACGCAAGCGCUGUGUUAACCCAUCCUUUCUUCUGGAAUCCGUCCGACCGCCUUAGCUUCCUCUGUGACGUUUCGGACCACUUCGAGUUCGAACCGAGAGAUCCUCCAUCUGACGCUCUUCUGUGUCUAGAGUCUGUAGCCUCUGAUGUCAUUGGCCCUGAGAUGGACUUCCUCAAACUCCUGCCAAAGGACUUCAAAGACAGUCUCGGGAAGCAGCGAAAAUACACCGGCUCCAAAAUGCUGGACUUGAUGCGAGCCCUGCGGAACAAGCGCAACCACUACAAUGAUAUGCCGGAGCAUUUGAAAGCUCAUAUUGGUGGGCUGCCGGAGGGUUACUUGAAUUUCUGGACCGUGCGUUUCCCGAGUUUGCUGAUGAGUUGUCAUUGGGUGAUUGUUGAACUGGGAUUGACGAAGACGGAUCGGUUCAAGAGAUAUUUUACGCCAUUGGAGUAGGUUGUUGCGUACUGGUUCAGAAA